Messenger RNA from Uloborus diversus, 1632 nucleotides. Its product is annotated as phosphopantothenate--cysteine ligase-like. Lineage: Eukaryota; Metazoa; Arthropoda; Arachnida; Araneae; Uloboridae. Gene Ontology annotation, molecular function: phosphopantothenate--cysteine ligase activity. Gene Ontology annotation, biological process: coenzyme A biosynthetic process. Gene Ontology annotation, cellular component: nucleus; cytoplasm. The transcript has 8 exons. The record is from RefSeq and is a predicted model, not a curated record. The coding region runs from base 266 to 1189 and encodes 307 amino acids.
AGCAUACGCUAUAUGAUCCAGGAUAUACAAGAGACAUGUCAUCAAUCAAGUACUUUUGACUUUAAAAGUCUUUCAUUCAAUCAACGUGAUAUCGUCAAAAGUGGUGUCAAGAUUCUCUUUACGUUUACAAUUCAUGUUUCAUGAAUUUGUAUUAUUAAUUUUUUUAAGUUCAAAAGAAAUUCUUUGGUCUGUGCCACUUCCUUUCGAAACUUCUAUCUGAUAAAUCAUUUCUUCAUAUGAAGCAUUAGGUCAGCUGGGAUCAAAAAUGAGUGAAUCUUCUUGGAAACAAUAUUAUGAAGAUAAUCCACCACCAUCAGAUUUGCCCAAGAUCAAGGCUCAGUUGAUUGAGUUUUGUAGUCACCAUGCUUCAAACAAUACCCGUGUGGUGUUGGUCACGUCUGGUGGAACAACAGUGCCUCUUGAACACAACACUGUUAGAUUUGUUGAUAAUUUUAGUGCUGGUACCAGAGGUUCAUCAUCUGCAGAAUAUUUCUUAAAAGCAGGUUGUGCUGUCAUUUUCUUGCAUCGUAGUAAGUCAUUGGAACCAUUUGUGAGGCAUGUUCCAGUAUCAGACCUGAUGGAAUCUCUUGUUACUGAACAAGCUGUGGACGGAAACUGGAGCAUUACAGUUCAUGGUGAUCUGUGUAAUAAAUUAGCAGAAAUAUCAAAUGAAUACAAAAGGCUUUGCGCGAAGAAAAUGCUGAUCAAGAUUCCAUUUACUACCCUAUCAUCAUAUUUUCAUAUAUUAUAUGAGGCUUCCCAUGCACUGAAACCUAUGGGCAGAAAUGCAAUAUUGUAUUUAGCAGCUGCAGUAUCUGAUUUUUACAUUCCACGUCAAGAAAUGGCAACACACAAGAUUUCAUCGGAUGAAGAGCUUAGCUUGAAUUUAAGAAUGGUUCCUAAAUUGCUUCAACCCCUUGUCCGCUACUGGGUUCCUGAUGCAUUUGUAGUUUCAUUCAAAUUGGAAACAGAUGAAUCAAUUCUAAUAAGUAAAGCACGAAAAGCACUAGAAAGGUACCAACAUAAACUUGUCAUUGGCAAUGAACUUAAUAGUCGUAAGUAUAAGGUUACACUUGUGACGAAAACAGAAGAAAAGUCGAUUAUCUUAAAUCAAGAAGAAAUCUCAGAAGGAAAAGAAAUAGAAGAAAAAAUAGUUGAAGAAUUAUUCAAGUAUUAUGAAAAACUAUAAUAUUUUUAAAUUAUUUAUGUUAUAUAAAUACUAUAUUUUAAUUAGUUAAACUGUAGUUUGAAUUUUUUUUGUAUGGGAUGAAUAUGUGUUUGAGUUUUUCAGGUUUCUACUCUGGCUGUCACACAAGUAUAUAUUGACGAAGACAUAACACCAACAAAUUCUCUUUUUCCACUGACAGCACAAAAACUUGGUUCAUAUCACCGUUUAUAAUAAGAAUUAAUUGGGACAAAUGUAGUUAGAAUGUGUUUGCUGACCCAUUUAAAAUUUUUUUGGGCUCCAUCUACAAAAUAUAGUUGCAUAAAUUUUGAAGCAGUGUUAGAAGUAGGUGGUUGUUAGUCGCAUUUUAAUACCAAAAAUUUUCCUUUGGUGUCUAAAUUUAUAAACUUAGGUGCCAAAUUUAAUGCCUUAAGUUUGACACCUGAGCUCUUCUUUCUCGACUCGUG